AUGAGACACACGGUAGUAUUAAUUUCGCUAGUAGCUGCUGUGGUGGCUGAGGCGCCGUACCACUUGCCCCGUCCACCACCACAAGCACCGGUGUUUAGUUACGCCCCACCUGCACAUCAUCCUCAACCACCGCCGCACCAUCACAGUCACCAUUCUUCAAAUGGUUACAAUUACCAAAGACCAUCAGUCCAACAGCCACCGCAAUCAAACUAUCGGCCUCAGCCAGUGCCCCAACCCCUGCCAGUGUAUCAACCUCAGCCUCAACCUAGCCCGUCUUAUGGACCUCCGCAACCGAUACGUCCUCUCCCAAUAGCUGUUCCUCAACCACAACCAAUUCCUCAACCACAACCCGUAUACCAACCGCAGCCUAUUCCUCAACCCCAACCUGUAUACCAACCACAACCAAUUCCUCAACCACAACCCGUAUACCAACCGCAGCCUAUUCCUCAACCCCAACCUGUAUACCAACCACAACCAAUUCCUCAACCACAACCCGUAUACCAGCCGCAGCCUAUUCCCCAACCACAACCUGUAUACCAACCGCAACCACAACCCAGCCCCUCGUACGGUGUCCCUCAACCAAUCCGCCCUCUUCCUGCUAUAAUUGCUCCUCAACCUGAACCCCAACCUCAACCACAGCCAGCCCCCAUUCAAUAUUAUCAACAGCAAGAAACUCAAGGGUAUUCAUACCAACAAUCGGCUCCGAGUCAGUCUUUAUCGUCAGGUCAACAAAAUGGCAAUUCUGGUCAAUCAAGCUAUCAGGCUGAUUUUGCCCAGUACAAUAGCCCACAGCAGCAACAAACACACAGUGAGGCUCUCGACGAAACGGUCGUAUCAAGAGUACAGAACAUCAUAAAAGAUGCCGAACAUACUUCAGCCAGAGAUGCCGGAUACCUGUCACUAGUUUCUGGUGUUUCUUUGGAGAACGCGAAGCCCAGUAUCGAAGUUUUAUCAUUCGUUCACAACUCACCGCUGUCGACUGGAUCAAGCCAGAGUUACAGCUCGCAGGUUCAAUCCGGUGGAGCUAGUGAAUCAGAGAGUAUUGGAUUUUUACCUCAAUCUAAGCCCUCUUCAUCUUAUGGUGUGCCCAAUUAAAUUUAAUGUUGUUGAAAUACAUAUGUAAAUAUACGCUUAAAUUUUUGUAAAUAAAUUUAUCAUUUUUACCGA
Molecule: messenger RNA, 1167 nt
Organism: Vanessa atalanta (red admiral)
Lineage: Eukaryota; Metazoa; Arthropoda; Insecta; Lepidoptera; Nymphalidae
Product: leucine-rich repeat extensin-like protein 3
Exons: 3
Coding region: 1-1095 (364 amino acids)
Source: RefSeq, a predicted model, not a curated record